AUGCAGAUCAAAGAUCGGACGUUUAUUGUCUCUGGAGGCUCCAGCGGCCUGGGAUUAGCCACGACCAGCCUCUUCCUGCAAACCGGCGCCAACGUAUCCAUCCUCGAUCUGAAUCCUCCUCCUUCAGACACCCUCUCGCAUGUCGACACUUCCCGGAUUCUCUUCACCAAGACCAAUGUCGCAUCAACCGAGUCGUUACAAGCCGCAGUCAAGAGUACGUUGAAAUGGAUCCAAGAAACAACCUCGAAGCCGUUGUCCGGCGCCAUCUGCUGCGCCGGGAUCGGCACUGCGGCGUUGGCUCUUCCUAAACAGGAUCCCUCUGCGACACACGAAACCGUCAAAUAUAUGGACAUGAGCCUCUUCGACAGAACCCUAGCCAUCAAUCUGCGGGGCACUAUAGACCUCAUCCGCUUGACUGUUCCGCAUAUGGCACUCAACGAACCCUGGGGACCGGAUGGCGAACGAGGUAUUGUGGUGGUGGUCUCCUCCGUUGCUGCCUACGAAGGUCAAAUCGGCCAAUUGGCAUACAGCGCAAGUAAAGGUGCUGUGAGAAGUGUCGUUUUACCGUUGGCCCGGGAACUGGGACAGAAGGCUGGCAUACGGGCCAUGGGCAUUGCACCGGGUGUCUUCCAGACCGGCAUGACUGUGCCCCCGAGGAAGAAAUCGGGGCCGCCACCAAAAAAUGAAGGGGUCCAAAACAAACCGAAAGGUCCCACUGGUUCGCGCGCGUCCGUGAAUCCUGAGAUGAUCCAGUAUCCAACACGGAUGGGUCGUGGGGAUGAAUUUGCCCGUCUGGUGAAGGAAAUCGUCGAGAACCCGAUGCUCAAUGGAGGAGUCAUCCGUAUUGAUGGUGCCGUGAGGAUGCCCAGUCGCCUGUAA
This is a messenger RNA of Capronia coronata CBS 617.96, 879 nucleotides long. RefSeq lists its product as uncharacterized. Lineage: Eukaryota; Fungi; Ascomycota; Eurotiomycetes; Chaetothyriales; Herpotrichiellaceae. Bases 1 to 879 code for a protein of 292 amino acids. The record is from RefSeq and is a predicted model, not a curated record. Gene Ontology annotation, molecular function: oxidoreductase activity. The transcript has a single exon.